CGUCACAAUCUCAUCACCGUCACUCACCAUCAAUUACCAUCACCAAUCUAAGCUUCUUGAUCAUAUUAUUAUUCCCUCUUCCCAAUCCUAACAUUACCUACCUUGGGUCAAGCCCUCGAAGCUCUUCCAUCGGUAUUCCAAGAUCUCUCAAGAUUCCUGGCCAAGUCCAUCCACACUCUGUCUGCUCAUCGUCUUCCCAUCGUCAUCGCCCGCGUGACUUUCCAAUAAACAGGCAGGCGCUCGUCUUCAGUCAUCUCCAGGUUUUCAGCCUGAUCAGCCUCAUGAGGCCACGCAAUCUUCAAUAUAAUCGUCAUUAUUCCACCGAUUCAACAGUCAACCACUUGCAGUGCCUCAAGCCGUGGAUUUCACAGAUUGAGGCCGAGUUCUACUGACUUGGCCCCAUUCUGUCAUGGCAACCUUGACCCAGUUGGAACAACAUCGCCAUCAAUUCACCCAAAUUGCAUCAAAAUCAUCGCUCCGCCUUCGUUCGAGCGACGACCACUCAUGCGUCAGUUUGACCACCAUCUACAACGUAGGCACGCGACAUGUUGACCACAAAGACGCUUCGUCUGUCGACAUCACUAUACAGGCAUCGGACCCAUCUGGUAGACCAUCCACGCCAAAGACGUCAGCGCCUGCACACAUAACCACUUGUUCUUCCUCCUCGUCACCUGUUUUACAAUCUAUCACCCUCCCAGACACUUCAUCUCAAUCUCCCACUUUAUCGCUUCAGCCUCGCCGCCGCUCGACCCUCCACCAAUCAAGUCCUUUUUUGACCAUCAUCCCCCACGACUUGCACCAUGUCUUAGCCGUUAAUUAUCUUGACUUCGACACGCUACUGUCCCUACGUCAAACCUGCCACACGAUGCACGAUCUAUUAACUCCACAACUCGUCAGACGUGUCCGCUCAGCCGUGAUCCAAGAGUCACUCAAAGUCGAGGAGCAGCAAUUCACCUCGUAUCGAUCAAUUUACCCGCGCCAGCGUCUAGGCCAUCUCUGGGAUUUGUUGUACUACGCAUUUGAUUUUCGACUCAUUGAAAGGCCUGCCACCAAACUGCCAUGUUAUGGCUGUCUGGAGACAAAACCGCUUUGGGCUUUUGUUGAGCGCAUGAGCAUCAAAGGCACCGGCCUGGGAGCGCGCUACGCCCGUGAUCGCAUGUGCAAGGACUGUAUGCGUCGCUACCGCCACAUCGAGGGCUUCUGGUGGAAGGAAAAUUGGGUCAAGAAAAGUGACACCGUCAGGAAAUCGACCCGCACCAACCGCAUCAAGGGCUGGGUCGUUCACGGCGGCAGCCUUGUCAAUCCCGAUCAGGAGGUGGGAGUUUGUUCUUCUUGUGGUUGUGGAUCCUUUGAAUUGUGGUGGGGUUGCAAGGAUUGCUUCGAGCUCGAGGAACGCCGUCGUCGCGAAGAAGAUCUCGAAGACUUUUAUGGUUGGCAGAGGAAGGUGGUCAACGUCUUGGAGGCCUGGAGAGUGAGGAAAGAAGGCAAACGGAGGCAACGCGUUGCCCGAAGAGAGCGAAGUCGAGGCAGAAAUCGAUGGUGGACUCUGAACAUUGAUCGCUCAAACUGGGAAUGGCAAGGUGGCCUCAACGACCGGCUGGCGGCAUUACUCGAAUGGACCGAACACAAAACUCAACUCAAAUCGCCCAAUGCGGUCUCUCGGACCUCGACCACCCCUGAGGCCUCCCAGUCCAAUACACAGCCGUGGCGAGCAGUUGACCAAAUCCCUCUCCCAGAGAACCGUCGUGUCUCCAGGUGCUCGAGCUGUUGGGUGCCCAAUUGCCCGCGGCGGACCUACAUGCUUGGACUUGCCUAUGAGCGGUAUUUACCGCAAGAUCGAUGGUGCAAAGGGUGCCAGACAGACUUUGAGGCAAGACGAGCAAAACGGCGACAGUGUCGCCAGUCAAGCCGGCCACGGCAAAGUGGUGGCCCACCGGUGGACAUUUUUAGUGAUGGAUGGCUGGACGGGUUCGGCGAUUUAUUUGAUGACCAAGUCUGAUCUGGUAGGUAUCUGGUGGAUUCUGGCUUUCAAGACAGUGACAAUGCCGGCAAAUUAAUCGGCGUGAUAUGAUAAGACAUUCUACAAUAUGAUGUUAUGACAGCAACUGAACUGUACGAGAGGCUUGUCUGAUGA
This is a messenger RNA of Exophiala mesophila, 2134 nucleotides long. RefSeq lists its product as uncharacterized. The record is from RefSeq and is a predicted model, not a curated record. Lineage: Eukaryota; Fungi; Ascomycota; Eurotiomycetes; Chaetothyriales; Herpotrichiellaceae. The transcript has a single exon. The coding region runs from base 410 to 1999 and encodes 529 amino acids.